Messenger RNA from Fraxinus pennsylvanica, 537 nucleotides. NCBI's taxonomy places the organism in Eukaryota, Viridiplantae, Streptophyta, Magnoliopsida, Lamiales, Oleaceae. The record is from the annotation of a GenBank genome assembly.
AUGGAAUUUAAUACAGUUGAUGGCUUUCAAGACCGGGAAGUUGAUAUCCUGCUGCUUUCAACAGUUAGAGCAGCUGGAUCUGAAGCACCCAAAAUUAACUCUAGCAAUCUUGGAUUUGUUGCUGAUGUUAGACGGAUGAAUGUUUCCUUGGCUAGGGCCAAACUUUCUUUAUGGAUUUUGGGGAAUUCAAGAACACUACAGACGAGUCAGACCUGGGCAUCUCUUGUCAAAGAUGCAAAACAGAUAAAUUUGAUUAUAUUAGGAACAAGGCCAUAUAGUUCCAUGUUUAAGUUUGCUUUAGAAAAUAGACCAGCUUCAGGCAAUUCUGCGAACAAAUCAACAACCCAAGGCAAAAACCCAGAGACAGCACUAGAAGUAACGGCAAUAGAGUCACACAAAGACUCGAGUAGACUUCCCUUCCCUGCAGCAGUCCACUUCCCUCAGCACUGUUUGCAGCCCUUCGUCACCUGCAUUCGCCAUUGGAUGUAUUCCACGGGAAGUGCCCUUAACGAUUCUCAUAGAGCUGGCCAUCCCUAG